UUGAAGGUCGUCACCUCUGUGCCCUGUUCGAGUUGAGUCUGACUCUAUUAGUGAAAAGGUGGUUCGCAGGCAGUGUGCAGGCAUCCUUUCAAGCAGAGAACUUGAAGCGAUUGAAGUCCUGCCUGCUUCUGUACUGGAGGCGUAAUCGCAGUUCAAAGGUCUGCGCCAGUGGAGCUCCUCUCUUAAUACCACCCCAGCGCCGCAAUUCUUCCUCCCUUCUGUGUCACAAUCUACAAGAGACUCAUCGUGUCUUGAAAAGCAGUGGUUUGCAUCAGCAUUGUAUUCAGGUGUGAAUGAACGGCACGCAAAGCUUCUCGCCAUACAGAUCUUCCUCCUUGAGUGGUCUUACUGAAGGUACGAUUGAUGGCAAGCGCACAAAGGAGCAAUGAUUUGGGUGGUGUGGAGCCGGCAGUACGACCAGGAUCUAACGAAGAAUUACAGAAGGCGCGUAGCCAAAGCGGUGGGGGGGAGAAUCCUUUUGAGGCGCUAGCGGAAGAGGCCUUGGGGGGGCUGGAUGGGAUCAGUGAGGAGGACCUCGAGGCGAAAGCUCGGGAGGCCUUGGAGUGCCCGUGUAUAGAUGGCAUCAAAAACGGGCCAUGCGGGGCAUCGUUUGUGGACGCAUUUGUUUGCUACAUCAAAAGUAGAGAGGAAGAAAAGGGGUCCGACUGCUUAGAAAAGUUUGUCGCCAUGCAAAGCUGCAUGGUCGCACAUCCUGAAAUACUAGAGGAAAUGCAGGACGAUGAAGAAAGUUGAUUCGAGGACGCUGACAGGCUGUCAGUGGCCGACAGAGCGGAGUAGGGUUCUUUACGGUUACACAAUCGAUUGUGUGGUUGAGGUCUUACUAAUCUGGCGGCAAAUCGUCCCUGCCACAUGAUAUGUACAAUCAUGCAGCAGCAAUACGAUACUUUGAUUAUUGGACAUGUAUUUGACACGAUCG
Messenger RNA from Klebsormidium nitens, 937 nucleotides. NCBI's taxonomy places the organism in Eukaryota, Viridiplantae, Streptophyta, Klebsormidiophyceae, Klebsormidiales, Klebsormidiaceae. The record is from the annotation of a GenBank genome assembly.